Messenger RNA from Rhopilema esculentum, 4306 nucleotides. NCBI's taxonomy places the organism in Eukaryota, Metazoa, Cnidaria, Scyphozoa, Rhizostomeae, Rhizostomatidae. The record is from RefSeq and is a predicted model, not a curated record.
CCUCUUCUCACCUUUUCUGCUUGCAGUCCGAAAAUUUCUUGCAGUCUUGAUGUGUUGACAGAUCUAAUACCAUCACUUAUUACUGGAAUGCCAAUUGCCUUGACUGAAUACUGUUUGUGGUCAUUGAUUUGGGAAACUGUAACGGUAUAUUUCUUUGUUUUUAAUGUUUCUUCUUCUCCACCAGCUUUUGUAAUGUUGACUGAUACAUCUUGACCUUUAAGUCCUAGUUUUUCAACUGUAUCAAGCUGUAUUUGACGUAUCAAGCUGAUUUGUGCUCCUGAAUCUAACAAUAAAUUUCCUCGAUUGAAGAAACCUCUUGAAUUGGAAAUGUUUACUGUAAUAACUGGAAGGAUUGCUUCUCCGUCAUCAGAUGCGAUGGCAACUCCGACUCCUACUGUGCCGUUUUCCUCUUUGUACAGAAGAUGAUGAUGGAAACCGUUGCAACGUAUACCAUUUUUAACGACUGGACAUUGCUUGCGACGGCUACAGUUGGCGGCUUUGUGAUCUCUUCCAGCUUUUUUCAGGCAGCUAAAACAAACAUGAUUCUCUCUGGCAACUUUGUGACGGUCAUUCACAUUGAGCCCAGCAAACUUUAUACAUUGAUCUGGCCAGUGUGAAGAGUUUCAGCAAAGCCAGCAUUUGUGUCUUGUUAGUAUGUUGCGGUUGCUGCUUUCGCUAGGGACAUGAGUGACGGUACGCUUGUGAACAAAUGUUGAUCUGAUUGGUGCUGUAGCACGCAUACGAGACUUCAUCUCCACUGUCAUCCAUAACAUUAAUGCUUGUAAAGUUGGAACUUUUUUCUCUUGCUCCAGGUAACGUGCCCAUAUUAUUCUGUCAUCAGCACACAUUUUUUGCUCUGUGAUUGAAAGCAUAUGACUAUUGUCAAUAUCACUUGGUAUACCGACUUCCUUCAACGUGUUGUAGCAUCGUUUGACUACGUGCACUAAAUCACAAAAACGGACAUCUUCACCAUCCUGCAGUGGUCUGAAUUUGGUAAUAUCUUGUGUGAUUGCAUCUGAUACAAAACGAGGGUCUCCAUAAAUAGCAUCCAAAUACUCCCAUGCUGCAUCAUAAUCGGAUCCAAUUCCUUUAAUCAAUUCCAAAGGCUUAUCUUUCAAACAGGUACGUAGCAGUGUAAUGGCGUAUCUUUUGGUGUAUCGAGCCUCGAUUGCAUGUUUAAAGUCAGAACGAAAAAUUGCAUAUUCUCUUACAUCACCUGAAAAUGAUGGAAUUUUUUGUCUUUGUCAACACUGCCCUCACUUGUUUCUCCUUGCAUCAUUGACUGCAUAUUUGGAAAUCCAUCAAACGGUUUUGGGUUUCCACUCGGGGGGUUCUCGCGAGAAUUUCUUGAAAAUACUGACGCUGUUUCCGAUACUCCGUCUUCGUCUUCGCUUGAAAUUUCCAUCAAUAUAUCAAUACAUUGCUUUGCCUUAGUUUUAAUUUUCAUAAAUGAGUCCUGGCAUUCCGCUAACCAUCUUUCCUCUACUUCAUAUUCAUCGUCAUCCUCGAUUAGGUUUUUAAACUCCUCGUGUUUUUGCACUAAAAGUUCAAACGCUCCUUUACAUUUAUCCAAAAGUUCUUGUACCUCGUUUACCGGUCUUUCAUUAGCGAUUACGUGAUCUAAAGCUUUCAAGGCUCGAGUAAAAGCUCCUUUCGCAGUUCUUCGGUCGAUUUUACCCCGUUUCAACUGUUCAGCUUCCGCCAUGGUUCCUAUCACUAUUCGCUCGGUUUACAGUUCUCACUUUCUUCGACAAUUUAACAUAAAUCGAAUGUAUGUUUCUUCACAGGACAGACUUUAGAACAAGACACCCAAUCGUAUAAUGAAAAUCUUAUUCGAUCUAAAACAAGUAAAUUAUGAAUAUAAGUAAAUACAAAACGUUUACAGCGGCGAUAAACUGAAUAACUGGAAUGGAGACUGAAUACGAAAAUACAAUAAAAUAAAUUUACUUACUUAUGGUGAUGUCUCGAAAGUGUCUUCGAUAAGCUGGUUUCUGGUUAAAUAUUAUUCCUGGUUAGCAUGCGGUAACGAUCGUGUCCUAUUUUCCAACGUGUGAAUACUACUAACUAAAACUGAUUUUCAUAAGAAUAAAGCACAGCGGGAUAAUACAAAGCAACUUGUCAGCAUAAUAAUAAUGUCCUUUAAGAAUAUAUAAUCAACGAAAAACUCGAAAUUGACAAGACCAUAUUGAUGAAACAGUUUAAAUUCACAAUAUAUAACUGUAGAAUAAAUUAUACAUUGACUAGCAAGAUUUGAAUUUUGGUUGGUAUAUUCACCCGUUUACAGCCCCCCCUCCCCCCACUCCAAAUCUUCAACGUACGCCCCUGACCAUCAGUCUUAGCAAAGCAGCAACGGAAUGGAUUCUGAUUUUACCAGAAGAUUGCUCCGUCCUGUUGCCUUAGGCAAAAUAUUCAUUAAUUUAUUUACAUUUGAGUAACAUCAAUAUUAUAUUCAGGCAACGUAGCAAGAAAGCCUUUGGAUAUAAAACGCCCAGUCUAUAUAUACACAGGUUAAGAAAUACCGGGUGCUACCUCAAUGAUUGAAAGUGUAUUAAAAAUGAAGGAAAAGAGAAAAAUGAAACCGAUGACACAAAUAACACCAGAAUCACAACAGCCCUUCUUUGGAGAUCAGAAUUCCAAAUUGAUGCAAACCACUCCCUAUAAAUAAUAUGCAACCGGAAGAUCCCUUCAAAUAACGAAAAGGCGAAGGGAAUUUCCAGCAGCGCACACAGAAGAAAAUACAAGAUAUACGUAGCAACCGGGAGUUCCCUUUAACCAAAAAAAUUGCCGCGCUCAUGCUACAAACAGACACGCGGACACAUGAAACAUACGUUUCAAGGACAAGCAAACACAAACGUGUACCAAUACAAAAGACAGAUUUGCAAGAUAGACAUUUUUUCGAAGUAGUGUGAAGAAAAUCUUAGAAUGAGGGUAGCAAGACGAAGAAAUCGUUCAAUACUAACUGGGAGGGGAGAACAUGAGGACCCUGUUCCUGAAUUUGAAGUAAAGAAGCUGAUACGAAAAAGACCUCAGCAAAGACAACAAGAACUAAAUAGAGAACAUGGUGGCAAGAAAAAGAAGCCAGCAACGACAAAACUUAAAGGAGGAAGUCAUACUGGCAAGAAAAAAACCCCAGUAAAGAGAAAAAAGGCAAGAGGACAUACUGGCAAGAAAAUAACCUCAGUCAAGAGAAAAAAGGCAAGAGGACAUGCUGGCAAGAAAAUAACCUUAGUAAAGAGAAAAAAGGCAAGCGGACAUACUGUCAAGAGAAAGACUUAAUCCAAGUCAAACAAAGACAAGGUGGAUGAGAAAAAACGAUGCAAAAUUCAACCUAUUACAACUGACCUUCAAGGCAAUUCACAACACUAACUGGCCUACGAUUAAUAAACUCGAGCUGCAAACUUGUAACAGAGUACUGCGAAGUAGUAACGAAACUCGUAUAAGGCCUCCUGUAUAAGGCAUUCACUAAUAGCAUCCUGUAUAAGGCCAUCACUAAUAGCAGAUACUUUGAAGAUGCCGCUGCAAAGUGCUUUAAUGCCUUACCUGGAUCAAUAAAAUCUCAGUCUAGCUUCACGACAUUCUGUUUUAACUUAAAGAAGCAUUUAUUUGACAAAGCAAGCAACAAAUUGGACUAAAAAACAUUAUUUCUUUUUUUUAUAAAUAUGUAACUGUUCUUAACUUUUAAACUUGUAAUUUGACUUUGCUUUUAAUUUUAGAGUUGAAGAGCCACACUUGUAGUGGAUAUGCUUGAUUGUACCAUUAUUAUUAUAAUUAUUAUUAUAAUUAUUAUUAAUUAUAUUAUAUUAUAAUAAUUAUUAUUAUUAACUUCCCGAAUACUGUAAAGAUUGCGAUCCAAAAAGUAUUACUUAGGCUACUUUGGCUACCAAUAACUACAUCCGCGAUGUUUCUGUUGCUUUAAAUGCUUCUCCGUGUUCUCAAAAUUAAAAUUCAUAAGGUAUGGUUCCCCUGAACACAUAUUAAAAAUAUAUAUUGCCCUCUUAACACUGCUUAACAAACUGCUAGUGUAUAAAGGACCCCUUGGAUUUAUGAACUUCUACUGUUACGAACUAAUUUCCUUUUUCUCUUCAAAGUUUGUUGUUAUUAUGGGCGAUACUAAUCUAAAGCAAAUACAUCGAUCACUGAUAACGUCAUUAACGAAACAUAAAAGAAGACGAUAAAGAGGCUUUUUUAAAAAAUUUUUUCUGAUGCAAUAUGGCAAAACCCCUUGAAUGGGAGGGACUGAAUGCAACUGCUUGGCUAUGCCAUCUUUAAAUCCUGCACUGACAAAGUCAACAAAACAUCAAAACGA